Haemonchus placei is the source of this 321-nucleotide messenger RNA. Lineage: Eukaryota; Metazoa; Nematoda; Chromadorea; Rhabditida; Trichostrongylidae. The record is from the annotation of a GenBank genome assembly.
CGACGCCGACGACAACAACUGAAUCCACAUCGACCACCACGACGCCGACCACCACUACUGAAUCGACAUCAACCACUACGUCGCCGACCACCACUACCGAAUCAACAUCGACCACCACGACGCCGACGACAACAACUGAAUCCACCUCGACCACCACGACGCCGACCACCACUACCGAAUCCACAUCGACCACCACGACGCCGACGACAACAACUGAAUCCACAUCGACCACCACGACGCCGACCACCACUACCGAAUCCACAUCGACCACUACGACGCCUGUUUUCUUGCAUUCUUCUACGAAUGCUUCUAUUAAUGUGA